CCACCAAUCGAAGUAAGGGCAGGGCUCAACACCCAUUUUCGGAGUUCUUGCUAUAAAACCGACAUAAAAUAUCCCAAAACUAUUCAGUUUAUUUAAGUCAUCAAACUCUACCGCAGCUUUGUCGGGAGACUUUCUCUUGAAUAUAUAAUGAGUUCCAGGAUGGAUAACAAGUCUUACCUGGUUCAGAUGAAUGGGAAUGGAGUCCACGGAAAAAGCACCGUCAAUGCCAAAAGCCUCAAUGGGAAAGGAGUUCACGGAAAUGGCAUUCAUCACGUCAGUGUGAAUGGCAGUUUUUAUCCGGCCAAGGCCAAGAGCCGUAGGCAGAGAUGGGAAGUGAAGCCCUCUGAGAUGGCCAACAACACGUUCAAUCCCAUCAGGGCCAUUGUGGAUGGGAUGAAGCUCACCCCGAACCCGGAUAAACCCAUGAUCGCACUCUCCAUAGGGGAUCCAACUGUGUUUGGAAACCUGCCUACAGAUGAUGCAGUGCUUCAGGCCAUGAAAGAUGCCAUAGACUCCCAAAAAUACAAUGGCUAUGCUCCUUCUGUCGGUUAUCUGAAGAGUCGCCAGGCAGUGGCCAACUUUUUCAGCUGCCCCGAGGCUCCACUAGAGGCAGAGGAUGUGAUUUUGACCAGUGGCUGCAGCCAGGCCAUUGACCUGGCUAUCAGUGUUCUGUGUAACCCAGGGGACAACAUCCUGGUCCCGUGCCCAGGCUUCUCCUUAUAUAAGACUCUAGCUGUUUCCAUGGGCAUUGAGGUCAAACUCUACAACCUGCUGCCAGAGAAGUCAUGGGAGGUUGACCUGCAACACCUGGAGAGCCUAAUUGAUGAGAGGACAUCCUGCCUGAUUGUUACCAAUCCAUCCAACCCAUGUGGCUCUGUCUUCAACAAGGAACACCUACAGAAGAUCCUCAAAGUGGCCUCCAAACACUGCGUCCCCAUUCUGGCUGAUGAGAUCUACAGCGAUAUGGUUUUCCCAGGUUGCAGUAGUCCUUCCAUGGCAUCUCUCAGCAGCGACGUUCCCAUCCUUUCCUGCGGUGGUUUGGCUAAGCGGUGGCUGGUCCCUGGUUGGAGGAUGGGAUGGAUUCUUAUCCAUGACAGGAAUGAUAUAUUGGGAUCUCAGAUUCGACAGGGCCUGGUGAAACUGACCCAACGUAUUCUGGGAGCCUGCAGCAUCAUCCAGGGUGCCUUAGAGAACAUCCUCAACAACACACCUCAAAGCUUCUACAACAACACCAUCAGCUUACUUAAGUCCAACUCAGAGAUUUGUUUCAAUGAGCUGUCCAUCAUCCCUGGCCUGAAUCCUGUCAUGCCUUCAGGAGCCAUGUACCUCAUGGUGGGGAUCGACAUGGAUAACUUUCCUGAUUUCAAGGAUGAUGUGGAGUUCACUGAACAGCUGGUGACUGAGCAGUCUGUCUUCUGUCUGCCUGCCACAGCAUUCGAGUAUCCUAACUUCUUUCGCAUUGUGGUGACUUUGCCGGAGGAGAUGAUGGUGGAGGCUUGUGUUCGGAUCAGGGAGUUCUGCGAGCGCCACUACCGGCCCCACAGCCGAAACAGCAAUGAUCUGGACCAGUGAUGCAUAUCAGAGCUGGACUAGUCAUGGACCUGAGGGAGACCAAAUCCUAGCGGAUGGAAGAACUGUCCUCCAGUCUCAUGUACUGAGCUGGAAUCAGCUUGAAAUUUUAUUCCACCAUGUUAUUGGAGUUAAAGAUGUAGAAAUCAGAUGUCAAAACUGUAAAUAUCAUCAAAAAGCCCAGAAGCAACAUAUCUUAUGGUCCAUUGAUGGUGUCAUUUUUGAUGUAAACCAUAUGAAAUGAGCAGACCUGAUAUUUAUAUUUUAUACAGGAAAACUUAUAUUAACCUCUUCUUGUAUUUGUGUAUUUAUAUUUGUGUAAUGCGUUGUUUGUCUAUGUAAUGUUACUUCUUUGAUACUGCAGCUUCAUAGACUUUGCAUACUGUACAAACCAGCUGACUUCUUCGCGGUCACAAAUAGGUAAAAGGAAUAUAUAUUUGAAUAUCAAUUUUCAUAAAUGUUACAAAUCACAAACAAUCUCCUGCGUCCUUUGCUUAUGCUAGAGAACAGUUCUUAGUGCAAUGUUGGACUGCAUCAGCAUUGGUUUUAUCAGAACAUCAUGUGUAUAUUGUUUGUAUUUCAAUCGUGUGUCAUAUCGAAUCAAAUAUAUUUACAGACAGUUUUGUUAAAAUUUAUAUUACAUAUAACUAUACUUACAUAAUAAAAACAUGUUAUAAGA
This is a messenger RNA of Acanthopagrus latus (yellowfin seabream), 2248 nucleotides long. It is a transcript of the gene tat, whose product is annotated as tyrosine aminotransferase. The coding region runs from base 148 to 1572 and encodes 474 amino acids. The transcript has 12 exons. The record is from RefSeq and is a predicted model, not a curated record. Gene Ontology annotation, molecular function: L-tyrosine:2-oxoglutarate transaminase activity; pyridoxal phosphate binding. Gene Ontology annotation, biological process: biosynthetic process; aromatic amino acid catabolic process. Lineage: Eukaryota; Metazoa; Chordata; Actinopteri; Spariformes; Sparidae.